Molecule: messenger RNA, 408 nt
Organism: Solanum dulcamara
Lineage: Eukaryota; Viridiplantae; Streptophyta; Magnoliopsida; Solanales; Solanaceae
Exons: 2
Coding region: 1-408 (135 amino acids)
Source: RefSeq, a predicted model, not a curated record
AUGGUUCUUGAUGUGAGAGACAAGAUGAAGAAGUUUGUUUCAAGUUUGGGAAGACAUGUGAAGAAGGUGUACCAGGUAGCCCUGUUUAUAUUAGAUAUGGACGCCUCCAGACUCAUGGAGUACUCCCAACAAGUUGAGGAGAAUAAGAAGAACAAGACAGAGGAGCACCAAAGCAAGAGGGAAAGAUCCAAAGAUAGCAACAGGAAUGACCAAAUAUUUCGACGUAACUUGCAUAUUAGAGUUCAGGGUUCUCAGCUCCAAGGAAGUGUGGCAAAGGGUCCUACGAGGACACCGCUUUGUCGUAAGUACAGAAAUCUCCAUCUUGGAGAGUGUCAUGCAUGCACUAAUGGUUGUUACAACUGUGACCAGAUAGGUGACUUCUAUAGAGAUUGUCUGAUGGGGAGAUAG